Polyodon spathula (Mississippi paddlefish) is the source of this 4167-nucleotide messenger RNA. It is a transcript of the gene edaradd, whose product is annotated as EDAR-associated death domain. The record is from RefSeq and is a predicted model, not a curated record. Bases 116 to 745 code for a protein of 209 amino acids. Gene Ontology annotation, molecular function: protein binding. Lineage: Eukaryota; Metazoa; Chordata; Actinopteri; Acipenseriformes; Polyodontidae. Gene Ontology annotation, biological process: signal transduction. The transcript is spliced from 6 exons.
CGUCGGUACAGUCGUAGUCGUCUCACAGGUCUCUCCAGGAAAUACAAAGUUUCACGCUGCAGCUUUGCAUUUCUCUUUAUAUCAAAAAGGCGUGAACGUCGGCAUACUUAACUCCAUGGCCAGUUUAACACACUUUGAGGAGCGUGUUUCUUUUGGCCACAUCAUCAGAGGUCCUGUGGAAGAUACAGAUCCUAGCAGUUUUUCCUCAGAAAUGUCGUUACAGUCAAAAUAUCCAGUUCAAGACACAGGCACACCAAAAGAUGCCUUGGAUGAAGUUACACUGCAAUUAGCUUCGGUUAACCUAAUAUCCCAGCCGGGCAGAAUAAGACAGCCUGAAGACAAUGAGAGCCAGUACAUUUACAGUGGACAUAUAUCAACAGACGACGGCCCGUGUGAGAAAUGCUGCUGCUCGUCUCUUCCCUCCACUCCGCCUCCUAUGAUCAGUGACUUAAUGAACGAUGAAGACUUGCUGUACAAGCUGCAGCUAAAGCUAGACACCCACCACCCCACCGUCAAAAACUGGAGGAACUUUGCCAGCAAGUGGGGCAUGAGCUACGACGAGCUGUGCUUCCUGGAGCACCGGCCACAGCAGAGCCCCACCCUGGAGUUCUUGUUGCGGAACAGCGAGAAGACAGUGGAGCAGCUGAUAGACCUCUGCAAGCUCUACAAGAGGAUUGACGUCCUUAAGGUGCUGCAGCUCUGGGUUGAAAAAGACUGGCCGAAGAGAUGGCACCAAACCUAUUAGCUAGCUAGUAGCUCACCCUUGUUUGUGAUCUAUAAACUUCAGGUCAAUUGUUGGCGUCUUGCUUGUUUUUUUGGUUCGUUUGUUUUUAGUCCCAAACUUUAAAAAUAGAAUUUCUACUUUUUUAUAUUAACCAGGAGGGGGGAUUCUGGACAGAUAUUUCCCAUCUGCACUUAUUAAAGUGUAUGAAACCAUGAAAAACAUCAGCUGACUAUGGUUUCCAUUGGUCUUGCUAUUCAAUGCCUAUACUAAAUUUUACAGUAUUUAAGUUUUAGUUUUUUUUUUUUUUUCAUGUUGAUUAAAACAGUAGUGUUACUGGGCUCAGCUUCCUAUUGGGGGUAAUAAAAACAAGCCAAGGAUGGUUGUUUCUAUGGUACAAAAUGUAGGCUGCUGUGCUACAGCAGUACUGUAGUAUUUUUCCACCAUUUGGUUAGUUCAGUGCUACCUUUUCUGAUUUGGGCCAAGCUGUAAGACACAGUCAGGGACUCUUAUCAGAAAGCAGUACCCGGGACAUGUAUUGAAUCGGCUUUCUACAUGUACCGUGUGGUAUGUAAUUUGAAACGUUUGUAAAGACAGGAAGGCAUUGAUGAGACUACACUGCAUCUUGUCUUUCUGUAGCGAUGUGGACGAAAAUGUGAGCUUUAAUGAAGGGGUGCACAGGAUCAGACGGUGACACAGAGUGACUGUGAAAGAACCAAUAGCUGCUCUUGUCCUUUCUCUGCCUGCAACUGUAAAUACCAGGCAUUAAAGUUUAAAGCGAACUACAGUAGGGUAAGUGGGGCAAAAAAUGUUUAUGAAAAUGAAUGUACAGUAAUGCAAAAAUAUAAAUAUAUUUUAAGUAGGGGAUUUUAGCAUUACUUUUGAUGAUUGUAAACUUUUCCUGUUUUUGCUAGCUUUGUGUCUAAUUUCUAUUGUCCGCAGUAACAUUUUGCAUUUACCACUUAAUGGUGCUUCCUUGAAAUGCACCCUUCUCCUCAUUCAGUGUAUGCAGGUUCACAACUCUACAGUUCUGAGUUCAAUUAAAUAUUCUCCAUGGCACCAUGGAUAUCAUACCUAUACGCAUAACUUAGUGUUUGUGUGUGAUUCUUACUCAUGCCUAAGCUGGUCUUAUUCCUGCUGACCAGCGUGCAAUAUCCUGUAAUUUUCAUUAAGAACAUGGAUGGAAACAAUUGAUAAAGAAAUAAUGACUCUGAGCAAGCCAUUGGAUCAGCAAUUCUACAAUGAAGAGCUGUCAGUAGGUGUUCUUUUCCUGCAUCAAACUGCCUGACAGACACACACACACACACACACACACACACACACACACACACACACACACACAGCACGUUUUCCAAGUAAACAACAUCAACAUCUGAACAAUGCAUUCGUGGAAACCAUUGCUGACUUUAUUUAGUUUUAAGUUUUACAUCCAUAGCAACACAGUACCGGGGCCAGCCUGAUCUUGUGUGAUGGGUUGACAAGAACACAUUUCUGCUGAUUCCUUCAUCCAUGUACAGUAUAUACCUCAUUUUAUAUUUGGUAAAUGAAAGAUGCAAAAAAAAAAUGUUUUCAUGUUUAUCUAUGCUGUGUAUAAUUCUUGAGAUGGCUUAAGACAUGGUUACCAAGACUAGACUCAUCUUAGGACUGGUGCUUUAGAUUUAAGACUAAGGGAAGAAGACCCUUCUUCGCACAGUGUGGUGAGGAUUGGUGGAAUGGGCUACCCAGUCAUGUUGUUGAGGCAGAAUCACUUGGAUCCUUUAAGAGCUAACUUGACAAAUUAGCUACUAGGAAAUAGGCAAGCUUAGAUGGGCCAAAUGGCCUCUCAUUCGUACAUUUUCUUAUGUUCUUUAUUGAGCCCCUCCUUCCCAACCCACAACCCCUUGCUUUCAUUUCACAAAAAAGGUGCUUAUUUAAAUUCAAGAUGAAUUUGUGAUGCUUUAGGAGAAACUGCAACUUUUUUUCCCCCCAAGGCAUGACUCCAUAAGUGUUCCCAGGGUUUCAAGACAAGGCAGAGGAUCAUUUGUUUUGUGCAUCCAUAUUACAGAACUGGCAGAACAUCGCUUAAGAUUCAUCCACACAUGCUGUGGCUUGUCUAGAUGAAGUAGAAUGUAAGAUUUUCUACGGGCACAGAACAAGCCGUGGGGAACACAAGGUCGCAGUGAAAGAAAUUGAGUGUUAACAUCACCUAUUGAUGCCAUUCUGUCUGUGUGAGUAAGCUGAGGCCUCAACACACACAUUUUUAUAACAGCCCUUAGUUAAUUAACCAUGUGAUAUUCACAUAUAGGCCUCAACAGCACACCCAAUAGCAACUGUUUCUUUUUUUUCUUUUGCAUAAUUGUGUUCCUGUGCUGUGUUCUCUGCCUGUACCAACAAGUAGGGACUUUAUGCCACUGCCAACCCUGUAUAAACCCUAAAGUGUGGACUUGACCAAUGUAAGUAAAAAUAAAAAAAAAAUAGGCCUGUCUUCUUUAAUUCCUAAAAGUCCUGACCUCCCCAACCCCCAUAAAUAAGAGAAGGAUAUUAUUGUAAACUUAUUAUUGUAUCUUGGUGAAUCAAUUUUGCAUCAGUACUUCUAAAUGUGGUUGAAUGUACUUGUUAAGAAACCUGGAGUUCUCAAGCUUGACAUUAAUUCAAAAAUGUAAUAUUUAGUGGUUUGGGGCUAUAAAUUUCAAUUUGUAUUGUUCUGAUCCUCAUACUUUUUCUUCAGUCGCUCAUUGUGCCAGAGAUGAAAAUGUUUAGUGUUUUGAAAAUGGGAUAAUCUUGUAAUAUUUUCACUCUGGUAUCAAUUUCAGACAGAAAGAAAACAAAUCAGUAAAGGAUUUUGACCAAAGGAUUCCUGUCGUUUAUCGUUUUUGGGGUUUUUUGUGGGGUUUUUUUUUUUUGUUUGUUUUUUGUGGUUAUGGGCCUAUAUUUCUUCUAAUUUCUGUGGGGAUAUUGACAGCAUACAAAAAAAUCAUAUGUUUUAAAAGCCUUUUUUACAAUGCUACAAACUCUGAUGAGCUGAUUGUAUUCUGUUUUAUGCAUGAAUGUACUUUAAAAUACACUGCCAUAUAAAUGUUUGCUGAGUGCUAAUCAUUUCACGACUGGCCUGUGAAAAAAAAAGAUAAUUUAAUCUGUCCUUAAGCCAAUUCCUGUAACUACAGGUCUUGUAUAAUCAUGUUUUGGAUGAUCAUUAAUUACCAUGCCUGAAAUGUGUAAAUACUUUGGUAAUGGAAGAUAAGUGGUAAGAUAUGCAUGUCACUGAAUACACUCAUAACCCUCUGCAUGCUUGGCUUGCUCACUUGUCUUUGAAAACAUGUAUCCUCAUGAAAACAGAUAUCUGAACUGGGCUUUUCUGUCAGCCUAAACAAAAGAGAAGUCCAGACUUUUAGGCAACUAAGCAAUUUUCAACAUGUGAAAACCUGGGAGUGGAUUAAGUGGUUGGUCAUUAAAACAGUCUUCAAAAA